AUGUUGACCGUUAUCACGUAACCGGGUUCAGACAACGCUGGGAUGUUUCUUAUGCUUUUGCUUCUAAAGAUCGGACUGGACACAGCAGUGAUGUAUUUAUGCACCAGGAAGCUGUAUACCUCCUUUCUAAGCCUGUGCAGCCUGUCCAUCUUCUUGGCUGACUUUGUCAUGGUGUUUUUAGUAGCAAGCCUGUUGUUUCUUGGGCCUGAAACAUGUCAUCGGUCCCUCCGUUUCAUCUUCGCCAAUGCCUCAGCGACAUAUGGAGCACUGCCGCUUCCCAUGAUGUGCCUGGGUUUAUUGGACUACUGUUUAGAAGGUACCUACCUCGGCAAGCAGAGCACCGCAUGUAAAUUCCUAAGGAACUCGGUUUGGUUAUUGCUGAUUACUUACCUCUCCUUUGGUUCAGUGGAUUCUAAUCUGAAGGAAAUAGAUUUUGAGUCAGAGACAAAGGCUCUAGUGUGUGAAGUAGAGGAGUCUGUGCUGAUCACCUUUUCCGUUUUAGUUCUUUUCUCAGCUGUCUUUUUUACAUUGCUGCCAUUUUGGCCAAAAAUUCCCCAGUGGGUGAAACAGGCACAUGGGUUAUCUGAAGCGAGGGGUGAAUCAGACAACCAGAGCAGCGACUUGUUGUUCACCUCAACUACCUACGCGGAGACAAAAAGCAACGAGGAGUAUUAUCCAGAGGAACCCAUCCAACCGGGCCCACCUCUGUGGCUCAGCUUCACACUGGGCUUUGCUCUAUGUUGGAUGCCUUAUCUCAUCUUGUCUGUGGUGUGUCUGAUCUUGGAAUUUGCAUUACCGGCCUACAUCGCUGUAAACCUUCUGUGGUUGGAGUGUAUCAACAGUUUACUGGUUGGUUUGGUGAUCUGGAUAAAUAGCAAGACGCAAGGACCAUACAACAAACUCCCACAAAAUAUUUGCUUGUGGCAAGUUUAUUGGCAUCCAAGCAAAGGAACACAACAGCAGAAACUCCAAGUAGCUGUGUGUAACCCAUCAAAAUUAAAAGAGAACCGGGCAGCCCGCUCAGUGGUUAGAGCUGGCCUAUAUGUGUUAACUGCUGCCUAA
Eleginops maclovinus (Patagonian blennie) is the source of this 1062-nucleotide messenger RNA. Its product is annotated as probable G-protein coupled receptor 160. NCBI's taxonomy places the organism in Eukaryota, Metazoa, Chordata, Actinopteri, Perciformes, Eleginopidae. Gene Ontology annotation, cellular component: signaling receptor complex; plasma membrane. The record is from RefSeq and is a predicted model, not a curated record.